Salvia splendens (bonfire salvia) is the source of this 1554-nucleotide messenger RNA. RefSeq names its product protein ASPARTIC PROTEASE IN GUARD CELL 1. The record is from RefSeq and is a predicted model, not a curated record. NCBI's taxonomy places the organism in Eukaryota, Viridiplantae, Streptophyta, Magnoliopsida, Lamiales, Lamiaceae. Gene Ontology annotation, molecular function: aspartic-type endopeptidase activity. The transcript is spliced from 2 exons. The coding region runs from base 16 to 1416 and encodes 466 amino acids. Gene Ontology annotation, biological process: proteolysis.
AACCCUUAAAAAAACAUGGCUUCUCCCUCCCCCUCCCCCUCCCUCUCCCUCUCCCUCACCUCCUCCAUCCUCCUCUCUCUGAUUCUCAUCUCCACCUCCUCAUCCGAUCAUCAAUUUGAGCUCCUCGACCUCCACCAACCUCCUCAACUCUCCUCUCCCACCACACACCACCAACCACACUCCCCCCCUCUCUCCCUAACCCUCCACCCCCGCUCCUCCCUCCAUCCCCCCACCGCCAACUACACCGCCCUCACCCUCUCCCGCCUCGCCUGCGACCAGGCCCGCGUCCACUCCCUCCUCCUCCGCCACUCCCUCGCCCUCUCCGCCACCUCCGCGCCUGACUUCUCCCCACAGGAGCUCCAGUCCCCCGUCAUCUCCGGCAUCCGCCUCGGCAGCGGCGAGUACUUCGCCCGCCUCGGCGUCGGCCGCCCCGCUAAAAACUUCUACAUGGUCCUUGAUAGCGGCAGCGACGUCACCUGGCUCCAAUGCCGCCCCUGCGCCGCCUGCUACAACCAGUCCGACCCCAUCUUCAACCCCUCCACCUCCUCCACUUACCGCCCCCUCCCCUGCGCCGCCCCCCAGUGCUCCGCCCUCGACACCUCCGCCUGCCGCACCAACGCCUGCCUCUACCAGGUCUCCUACGGCGACGGCUCCUACACCGUCGGCAAUUUCGCCACUGAAACCGUCUCGUUUACCUCCUCUGCCUCCGUCCCAAAUGUUGCAAUCGGCUGCGGCCACCACAACGAGGGCUUAUUCGCCGGAGCCGCCGGUUUAUUAGGGCUCGGCGGUGGGCCCCUCUCCCUAACUUCCCAAAUCAAAGCGACGUCGUUUUCCUACUGUUUAGUAAACCGCGACUCGGCCUCCUCAUCUACUCUCGACUUCAACUCUCCCCGCCCUGCCGAUUCGGUACUCGCCCCUCUACUCGCCAAUCCCCGAGUCAAAACCUACCGCUACAUCGCCCUAUCCGGAAUCGACGUCGGCGGCCGCCCGGUGAAUUUCUCCCCGAGCCUCCUCUCGAUCGGCCGGGACGGCCGCGGCGGGGUGAUCAUCGACUCCGGCACGGCGGUGACGCGGCUGCGGUCUGAGGUGUACGGCGCUGUGAGAGACGCGUUUGCCGGAAUGGCGCGGGGGCUGCCGGCGGCGGGCGGGUUCUCGCUUUUCGACACGUGCUACGACCUGUCGGGGAUGGCGAGGGCGAGGGUGCCGACAGUGGCGCUGCGGUUCGAGGGGGGGAAGACGGUGGCUCUGCGGCCGAGCAAUUUCCUAAUUCCGGUGGACGAAGGCGGGAAGUACUGCUUUGCGUUCGCGGCGACGAGCGGGUCGCUGUCGAUCAUAGGCAACGUGCAGCAGCAGGGGACACGUGUCAGUUACGAUCUCGCUAAUAAAGUUGUUGGUUUCAGCCCAAAUAAAUGCUAGAGCGCAAACUAAUUAAUUUCGAUUCCUAAUUAGUUAAAUUUCUGUCCUUCCAAAGGUGGUAAUUGUAUGCAUUUAUUCCAAUUCAAAUUAGUGCCCAUGCAAUUAUCAAAUUAUAAUAUGCUCUACUGCUUCAACUUA